This is a messenger RNA of Trachemys scripta elegans, 1945 nucleotides long. It is a transcript of the gene RAB1A, whose product is annotated as RAB1A, member RAS oncogene family. Gene Ontology annotation, molecular function: GTPase activity; GTP binding. Lineage: Eukaryota; Metazoa; Chordata; Testudines; Emydidae. Bases 215 to 832 code for a protein of 205 amino acids. The record is from RefSeq and is a predicted model, not a curated record. The transcript has 6 exons.
GUUUCCCUGUUUCCUGGUUCGGGGCUGGCAGCCAUUUUGGGUUGAGGAGCUCAGAGCGGAGGCCGCCGCCUGCGAGGGGACGGGGGAGAAGCUGCUGCCUCCGCUGCCCCGUCGGACGCCUGCAUCUGCGGAGCUCCCGCUGGGGGGGGUCUGGCCGCCGCCGCUGCUCCUCAGAGCGAGCUCCUUCUCCAGAGGCCGCGGGGUCCCCACUGACAUGUCCAGCAUGAAUCCCGAAUAUGACUAUUUAUUCAAGCUACUUCUGAUUGGAGACUCUGGUGUUGGGAAGUCUUGCCUUCUACUUAGGUUUGCAGAUGACACGUACACAGAAAGUUACAUCAGCACAAUUGGUGUGGAUUUUAAAAUCAGGACUAUAGAGUUAGAUGGAAAAACAAUCAAACUUCAAAUAUGGGACACAGCAGGCCAAGAGAGAUUUCGAACGAUCACCUCCAGUUACUACAGAGGAGCCCAUGGCAUCAUAGUUGUGUAUGAUGUUACAGACCAGGAGUCGUUCAAUAAUGUAAAACAGUGGCUGCAAGAAAUAGACCGUUAUGCCAGUGAAAAUGUUAACAAGUUGUUGGUAGGGAACAAAUGUGACCUGACCACAAAGAAAGUAGUAGACUAUACAACAGCAAAGGAAUUUGCAGAUUCCCUUGGAAUUCCAUUUUUGGAAACCAGUGCAAAGAAUGCAACAAAUGUAGAACAGUCUUUCAUGACCAUGGCUGCAGAGAUUAAAAAACGAAUGGGUCCUGGAGCUACAGCUGGUGGUGCAGAAAAGUCCAAUGUUAAAAUUCAGAGCACUCCAGUCAAGCAGUCUAGUGGAGGUUGCUGCUAAAAUUUGCCUCCCCCUUUUGUCUCACAACAAUGAAUUUUGCAAUCUGAACCCAAGUGAAAAAAAUUGCCUGAAUUGUACUGUAUGUAGCUGCACUACAACAGAUUCUUACCGUCUCCACAAAGGUCAGAGAUUGUAAAUGGUCAAUACUGACUUUUUUUAUUCCCUUGACUCAAGACAGCUGACUUCAUUUUCAGAACUGUUUUAAACCUGUGUGUGCUGGUUUAUAAAUGUGUGUAAUCCUUGUUGCUUUUCCUGAUACCAGACUGUUUCCCGUGGUUGGUUAGAAUAUAUUUUUUGUUUUGAUGUUUAUAUUGGCAUGUUUUGAUGUUGGGUUUAGUCUUCUGAAGAUGAAGUUCAGCCAUUUUGUAUCAAACAGCACAACAGUGUCUGUCACUUUCCAUGCAUAAAGUUUAGUAAGAUGUUAUAUGUAAGAUCUGAUUUGCUAGUUCUUUCUUGUAGAGUUAUAAAUGGAAAGAUUACACUAUCUGAUUAAUAGUUUCUUCAUACUCUGCAUAUAAUUUGUGGCUGCAGAAUAUUGUAAUUUGUUGCACAAUAUGUAACUAACAACCGAAGAAAUGUUUAAUAAAUAUUGUACUUAUUGGAAGUAAUAUCAAACUGUAUGGUGAUAAAUAUUGUCUUAAUUCUUAUGGCUAAGGGGGAAAUUAGGCUUGCAUUGUGCCCAAAAUGUAUCAUGUGCAGUAAUGGCACUUUAGACCCUCUAGUAGACCAAACACCCUUCCCAAAAAAUGUAACUAGGAAGUAUGGCCUAAAAGACUAAGUUGUCAUAGUCCUUCAGGCAUAUAUACUGUACUUGAAAGACACUUUAAGAGACUAAUGUUCAUGGAAGCAUAAUGCAUUCUGAAUGUACAGUAUUUUUUCCCCAUCUUAGUCUAUGAACUUUAAUUUAUUUCUGAAGGACUUCCUUUAGAAAUUCUAGUUUACUUUGCUCUGUAUUAGAGGUGGAAAACAUUUUUCCUAACAUGUGAAUGACUUAACUAACAACUCAAGGUGAUGUAACUCUGCCAGUAUGUCAUGUCUUUCUAUAUACUGUUACUUCCAUAUUCUUUUAAUCAAAUACUGUUUUGACUUUAUUAAAUAAACUUAGUGCAACAA